UUUUAGUAAUCUUAUGUUGGUAGCGUGCGCAUUAAGUAAUUACCGACAGAGCUGGAAAGUGAAUAUAAUCAACGGUGACAUAUCAAGAAACAUGAUAGUAUCUCGUACGAACUAUAUGCAUAAUUAUUAAAAAAAACUGUGAGUGAUAUCAAAGAACACAUUAAAUUGAAACAUUAUAAUGUAUGUGCUACGAUUCUAAUCAUAUUUUUGCAUCUGUUUAUGUCUAAAUAUAACCUAUAAUCACAGCAACAGUGAGUACGUGUUGUUAGAUUGUGCGAUAUGAAUUUACUUAUAAUAACUACUUUGGUAUGCAUCUCAUGUGAUGUUGUACCAUUUCUGAUCAAACUUAUAUUAUCGCGAUUAUACACGCGAAAAGAUUAUGAUCGCGAGUUAUGGGACGAACUAAAAAAUUUGAAACAACAAAUGGCCGAAAUUUCUAUGGUAAAUGAAUUUGCCAAGUAUGCUAAGCUUCAGCGCAAAUACAACAAAGCAGAAAGUAUCUUAAAAGACAACAUAAAACAGCGGCAAAAUUGGAGAUUAAAACUACAACUGUCCUUAACUUGCACCUUUUACGUGGUGAAUCGAAUAUUAAUAUUGUUAUUACUGUAUAUGUAUAACAAUGAGAUAGUAAUUAAUUUACCAAAGGAUAUACUAUGGCCAAUCCAAGAUUUAUUAAGCUGGCCAUCUCAACAUAAGAAUGGUAUUUCUCUAACAACUUGGAUCAUUAUUACCAACAUAGGAAUAUCCUCAUACAAAAAUCUUUGUGAUCUGAAGACUGUAUAAAUAAUAGAAUGGUUUAUAAUUUAUUAUCAAUUCAAAUAAUACUAAUAGCAAGUCGCUAUUAAACAUCUUUGUAAUUUAACAAGAAUUUAUCUUGUAAUGGAAUUCCAACUAUUAUUUAUCGAAUAAUUUAUAGAGGAAUA
Molecule: messenger RNA, 923 nt
Organism: Harpegnathos saltator (Jerdon's jumping ant)
Lineage: Eukaryota; Metazoa; Arthropoda; Insecta; Hymenoptera; Formicidae
Product: tail-anchored protein insertion receptor WRB
Exons: 4
Coding region: 280-783 (167 amino acids)
Biological process (GO): tail-anchored membrane protein insertion into ER membrane
Cellular component (GO): GET complex
Molecular function (GO): protein-membrane adaptor activity
Source: RefSeq, a predicted model, not a curated record